Molecule: messenger RNA, 1019 nt
Organism: Acanthosepion pharaonis
Lineage: Eukaryota; Metazoa; Mollusca; Cephalopoda; Sepiida; Sepiidae
Source: the annotation of a GenBank genome assembly
UCUAUUCAUAUCUAUCUAUCUAUCUCAUUCUGUUCGUAUCUAUCUAUCUAUCUUCUAAGUCUGUUCAUAACUUUCUAUCAAUCUAUCUUCUCACUCUGUUCGUAUCUAUCUAUCUAUCUAUCUAUCUCAGCCUUUUCAUGUUUAUCUGUCUCUGUAUAUUCAUAUCUAUCUAUCUAUCUAUCUAUCUAUCUAUCUAUCUAUUUUUCUAUCUAUCUUCUAAGUCUGUUCGUAACUUUCUAUCUAUCUAUCUAUCUAGCUUCUCACCUUUUCAUGUUUAUCUAUCUCUGCAUAUUCAUAUCUAUCUAUCUAUCUAUCUAUCUAUCUAUCUAUCUAUCUCAGCCUUUUCAUGUUUAUCUGUCUCUGUAUAUUCAUAUCUAUCUAUCUAUCUAUCUAUCUAUCUAUCUAUCUAUCUAUCUCUAUCUUCUAAGUCUGUUCGUAACUUUCUAUCUAUCUAUCUAGCUUCUCAGUCUGUUCGUAUGUAUGUAUGUAUGUAUGUAUGUAUGUAUCUCAGCCUUUUCAUGUUUAUCUAUCUCUGCAUAUUCAUAUCUAUCUAUCUAUCUAUCUAUCUAUCUAUCUCAGCCUUUUCAUGUUUAUAUGUCUCUGUAUAUUCAUAUCUAUCUAUCUAUCUAUCUUCUAAGUCUGUUCGUAUCUAUCUAUCUAUCUAUCUAUCUAUCUAUCUAUCUAUCUAUCUUCUCAGUCUGUUCGUAUGUAUGUAUGUAUGUAUGUAUGUAUGUAUCUAUCUAUCUAUCUAUUUCAGCCUUUUCAUGUUUAUCUAUCGCUGUAUAUUCAUAUCUCUCUCUCUCUCUCUAUCUAUCUAUCUAUCUUAUAAGUCUCUUCGUAACUUUCUAUCUAUCUAUCUAUCUAUCUAUCUAUCUAUCUAUCUAUCUCAGCCUUUUCAUGUUUAUCUAUCUAUGUAUAUUCAUAUCUAUCUAUCUAUCUAUCUAUCUAUCUAUCUAUCUAUCUAUCUAUCUAGUGUCUAUUUGCGAAUGGUAGCUGGUAGCAAAAUGAAUAUACUGUGA